AUGGCAGACGGGUCGCGCUGGGAUAGGAACCGUUUCUACAGACCUCCGACCACACCUGAACUGGCUAUACCAAUGUCUAACAACGUCACGUCACAAGUUGCUUUCAUUUCAUCGAAGGUCUCUUGUGUGCGGUCAUUCAAGUAUAAAGACCUGAUCACUGUUCGAUGCUCCACUGGUUCCAUUUUCACACUUUACUGCACCUUUACCGCUAAUGGUGAGUAUAUACUGUAUAUACUGGAAGUACACACACAAGUACUAAGCAGGAGCCCCCUUUCCCCCCUGCCUAACCUGACCAAUGAUCACAGGUACGGCGUUCGGAUCAACCCCCUGUCUUGGCUCGGGUGGCUGGCCAGUGAGCAGGUCAACGAUUCCUAUUUCCACACCCCGCUUUUUCUCUUGGCCACCAAUAUCCACAUUCUGUUUGCCUUCUUCCUUGAACACCUCCUGGCGAGGGAUGCGAUCCCAAACAACCUCGGUGCCUACAUCCAUGCCACUCACCUCACCACAAUCCUCAGCAUCCCUAUAGUGAUCCUGGGUCUGUGGACAGACCUGUUCAGCCUGCUGGGCAGAACCAUCAUCUGUGCAGUGUACACUGUACUCUUCCUGAAGCUGUGGUCCUAUGCACAGGUCAAUCACUGGUGUCGGUCUGAGAGAACGUGGAAGAAAAAAUUCUCACGCCGCAGGAGUUUCUCUUUCCAAAAAAUGUUACGAAAGGAAUAUGCCGAAAAGAUUGACGAACAGGAGGAAGAAGCAGCAGCUCUUAACCUGCAGCAGUAUCCUGAAAACCUGACCUUAGGUGACCUGUACUACUUCCUGGUUGCACCAACGCUAUGCUACGAACUCAACUUCCCAAGGAGUCAAAGAAUUAGGAAAAGAUUUCUGCUGCGUCGUAUCCUGGAGGUUGCAGCAAUCACGAACAUCCUCCUUGCAAUGUUCCAGCAGUGGAUUAUCCCCAGUGUGCGCAACUCUUUCCAGGCCUUCUCUGACCUUGAUUUCAUAAGGUGUGCUGAACGGCUGUUGAAACUAGCAAUCCCUAACCACAUCCUAUGGCUCUGCUGGUUCUACCUCACAUUCCACUCUUUCUUGAACACGCUUGGAGAGUUGUUGCGCUUUGCUGACCGUAACUUCUACCAAGACUGGUGGAAUGCCAAGGAUGUGGGCACCUUCUGGCGGCUGUGGAACCUCCCUGUUCACAAGUGGGCAGUCAGGCAUAUUUUUGUUCCCAUGGUUAAAAACAAAUACAAGAAAUCUACAGCCUCCAUUGUGGUCUUUGUGCUGUCUGCUGUUUUGCACGAGUAUUUGGUGUCCAUCCCACUCCACAUGUACAAAAUUGGGGUGUUCCUUGGCAUGAUGGUGCAGGUACCCCUAGUAUACAUCUCAACAUGGGUAGAAUCACGCUUUGGGCAGCGAUGGGGAAACAUGAUAGUGUGGGCUUCCCUUAUCCUGGGUCAGCCGUUAGGCAUCAUGGUAUACUACCACGAUUAUGUCGUUAAAACAUUUGAGCCCAGUAUGUUAGAAAUUUAGUAAGUUUAACUGACAUAUGUAUAUUUUUUACAAUUUUCUUAUUGGUGCAUUAUAUUAACAAGUAGGAUUGUGUACAUAGAAUUAUGGCUGUGUGUGUGUGUGUGUGUGUGUGUGUGUGUGUGUGUGUGUGUGUGUGUGUGUGUGUGUGUGUGUGUGUGUGUGUGUGUGUGUGUGUGUGUGUGUGUGUGUGUGUGUGUGUGUGUGUGCGUGCAUGCGUGCGCGUGUGUGCGUGCGUGUGCGUGCAUGUGUGUCCACGUUUGUCUGCAUGUGUCUGCGUGUGUGUGCAUACGUGCAUGUGCAGCACAUUAUGUAUAUGUUGGGUAAAACUUCCUCGUGCAAGGAUUCUGCCUCAGUAGGAAUUGAGAAUAUUUGUUAAUGAUCAAGAAACAUUCCAGUCUACUUAGGGGUUAAACCUUAAGAUAACAUUCCAUAUAAAUGCACCAAUACUCAGGUAUAUUCUAAUCAGAACAAAAGUUUUAUACUUAUUUAAGACAAAGAUUUUGUUGCACUAGAAAGUAUUUGGUCAAACUUAGGUUCAUCUUAUUAUUAUUAUCAUAUAAAUUAGCUGUCCAGCCACGUAAACAACUGUGGAGGUACAUGGAUUUUUUGAGAGCAUACAGCAGAUGACAUAAUAUUUUGAUAAUUGUACUUAAAUGCUUAUUUAUGUGUGUCUUCAUCCUGCUUACAGGAUUUCUGUGCCAUUUUAGUUUGGAAUAAUAAAGAUUGUCAUUCUAAAAGCUCUAUGGGAAAUGUUCAGGCCAAGUAGGGUUCUGUUUACAAACACAAUGAUGUAUGACUUGGGUGUUAAUUAUUUUCAUGUAAUUCCUUUACUUAACUCAUUACUGAUGGGGAAAAUGAAUAAAAAAUGGGGAAAAUGCUGUGCUCAUUUUUUAUAUUUUUUUGUAAAAUGUCUCUACACAUUGAUGGUUCUGCCUUACCUGAUUUCACCUUUCCUUGAAUUGGCGGGAAAAUGUAUUUUUUACUAGUGCUAUGAAUAUCAAUGGUGUUAUUUUUACUAUGAACAUUAUAAUUAUGAAAAUGUUAAAACAUUAAUAAUAGCAGAAUAAGAUAAAGUAAAAUAUUCUUGAAAAUUAAAGAAAAGGGUGAACAGGUGAGACAGGUAGUACUCGUAAUUGGCUCAUUGCUGAUUUAGUACAAGUGUAGCCAUCUAUGUGUAAAAACAAUCAUAUAAGUAAACUCACAGUGGGCAUGGCAUGGGAUGACCUUUGGCAUUGGGUUAAGGCUGCUCCUAUUAUAUGUACUUGCAGUCACAUAUUUCCUCCCUUCCUUUCUCCUUCUUUCUUUCUCCCUCCUUCCCUCCUGUAAAUGUGUUUCAUUUGCCCUUAGCAAGAAGUAAUAAGAGGCAUGAAGAGUAUUGUUUAAAUCUGAAAGUAACUGACUUGCAAACGUUUAUUAACAUAAUGGGUCUGGCUGGUAGCUGAAAUGCUCUCCUUCAGUUAUCUUUUGAGAACUAGCAGGUAUUUUCUAUAAUAUAUAAAUAAACCUUUAAACAGCUUGGGCAUUUUGUACUACUCUGACAUUCACAUGGUAAUGUAAUGCUGUCAGUCACUGAUAGUUCUUAGAAACCAAAACUUUUGUGGUUAUACUUGACUGUCUUUGUGUAUGUUUAUCCUAUCCAAGUGUGUGUUGUGUGUUUGUAUUUCAUCCAUGUGAUUCCAGCUCAAAGUCCUAUCAAAGUGAUACUAGUAUGUAAACAGUUUCACAUGGUAAAUACAAGAUUAUCUUAUUGUUAUACUGAACCAGGGUGAAAGUGUAUUUUAAAGAGUUUUAAUUUUACUCUGGCUUAUAAUUAUUGAAAAUACUGUAAAUUUGUUGUUACAAAAAAAAGAAAGAAAAAAAAUCCUUAUUUCAUUUUACC
Penaeus indicus is the source of this 3403-nucleotide messenger RNA. It is a transcript of the gene mdy, whose product is annotated as diacylglycerol O-acyltransferase 1-like. NCBI's taxonomy places the organism in Eukaryota, Metazoa, Arthropoda, Malacostraca, Decapoda, Penaeidae. Bases 1 to 1524 code for a protein of 507 amino acids. The record is from RefSeq and is a predicted model, not a curated record. The transcript has 11 exons. Gene Ontology annotation, molecular function: diacylglycerol O-acyltransferase activity. Gene Ontology annotation, cellular component: endoplasmic reticulum membrane. Gene Ontology annotation, biological process: triglyceride biosynthetic process.